Molecule: messenger RNA, 225 nt
Organism: Zymoseptoria tritici IPO323
Lineage: Eukaryota; Fungi; Ascomycota; Dothideomycetes; Mycosphaerellales; Mycosphaerellaceae
Exons: 2
Biological process (GO): proton transmembrane transport; proton motive force-driven ATP synthesis
Molecular function (GO): proton transmembrane transporter activity
Source: RefSeq, a predicted model, not a curated record
AUCGUCCUCGCCGCGAAGAUGCAAGGCGCCGGUCUCGCAACGAUCGCUUGCGGAGGAGCCGCGAUUGGAGUCGGGAAUGUCUACGCUGCGUUGAUUGCGGGUGUGGCGAGGAAUCCGAGUUUGAGACCACAACUGGUGGCGUAUGCUAUGGUCGGAUUUGCGUUGGCGGAGAGUAUGGGAUUGUUUGGGUUGAUGGUGGCGUUUUUGAUGUUGUACGCCUACUAG